Molecule: messenger RNA, 1184 nt
Organism: Lolium perenne
Lineage: Eukaryota; Viridiplantae; Streptophyta; Magnoliopsida; Poales; Poaceae
Source: RefSeq, a predicted model, not a curated record
UAGACAAUCUAGUAUAUCUAUCCUACGUGCGCAGCGCACACAAUACAUACUCGAUCUAGAUAUUACUACCCAGAUCAUAAUACGUACUCGAUCAUUGAUCGAUCGAAUCCAUGGCGCCGGCGGCGGUGCAACAGCAGAUCCUCCUCCCGGACUUUAUGCUAGAGGAAAUCUUUGCGCGGCUGCCGCGCAAGGCGUUUCACCGUUGCCGCUGCCUCUCCCGCGCCUGGGCCUCCACGCUGUCCUCCUCCGACUCCAUCGACCGCAACCUUGCCGCUCGAGGCAAGAUGCGGCUGGACUACCAUGAUCUCAUGAAGUCCUUGGUAUUCGGGUGCUGCGUUCCCUGCGGCGCCGACAAAUAUAACGAGAUCGGGAUCGAUGUGGACGGUGAGCUCUCCGAGGAAGAAGAAGAAGAAGAUAUCGAUACGAGAGAGGAGUACCGCACGAGAGGCUAUGUGGAGGUGGACAAAGACUACCGCAUCCAAAUGGCCGAGAUGCAGGCGAUGCUCCACGAACGCCAGCUAAAGUUUGAAGAGAUCUUCCCUGACUUCAGCCACCACGAUCGCGACAUAAUUCCAUACGGCGCUCUCCAUCCUCGGAUCCGACAGCCAUUACUGGAAGAAGAAGUAGCAGGUCCCUCGUCGAAUUCCUUGGGCGGACAAGGCGAAACAGAAGUAUGCAUCAACUUCAUGCCGAUUCGUGGUCGCCAGAAGACGGAAGAGGAGGUCGACCAAGAAAUCAUCGCUUUCCUGAGGGGAUGUCUCGCUAUGGACCCAAAGCCACAGUUCUUAAAGGAGCUUGAUACAUACCGGUGGACAGCUGAGCAGGACUCUGAAUCUGAUGACGACAUUAUUGGGCACGGAGACUACUAGGAGGAUUCUGAGGAUUGCUGCCGACUUCUAAAUCUAAACUUACCUAUUUAUACGUCUCUCUAGCUAUUUAUAUAAUAGAUUUCCUCCAUUUUAUGAAAUUUAUCUUAAACUUUAUCUAAAUCUGGGUGUAUCUAAGACAAGUUUCGAUACAUUCAAACUGAGAUAAAGUUAAAAUAAUUUCCAUGGGAUAGAGAAAAUAUAAGAUAUGUCUAUCUAUAGUUAUUUAUACGGCAGCAACUAUGCAACUGCAUGUGCAAGUUCUACCUUAACUACAAGCAUGUAUUUAUCUUCAUUUCGAUAAAGGAAUAUAUUGAU